UCAAACAUGGAAGGUUACAUUUCUUCUUGCCAUCUUCUGCUCGCAUUCCUGAUCUUCACGGCUCUCCUAUUGGUCUCUCCGCCAGUCUCCGCCGCCUCCCAGUCUCAGCACUACAAAACCUUCAUAAGAACCUCCUGCAACGUCACAACCUACCCGGCCCUUUGCUACAAGACCCUCUCGCCCUACGCCACCACCAUCAAAUUAGACCCCUGGAGUCUCUGCAACGCCGCCCUCUCAGCCGCCGUCACGGCCGCCCAGAAAUCGUCCUCCACGGUAUUGAAGCUAGCCAAGAAGAAGCGUUUGAAGGCCAGAGAGGCUGCAGUGAUCUGGGACUGCAUAGAGAACAUCCAGGACAGCAUUGAAGAGCUCAAGCAAUCGGCCAACGCCAUGAGAGGCAUUGGCGGCAGUGAAGAUAAGCGGUUUGAGAUGGCGAACAUCAAGACAUGGAUCAGCGCCGCCAUAACCGACCAGGAUACUUGUACGGAUGGAUUUGUUGACAGCGAAGUGAGUGGCAAUGUGAAGAAGAAGAUAAAUCGCCGCAUUUCCAUGUUCAUCGGAGUGGCAAGUAAUGCUUUGUCUCUCCUCAACCAGCUCAGUUAUUAAGAAUGCUCCACAUAUCUACGUACAUAUGUUCCCCUCCCUCCAAAUAAUGCAGUUUUAAUCAAAAUAAUAAUGCAGUUUUAAUCAAAAUAAUA
Molecule: messenger RNA, 695 nt
Organism: Diospyros lotus (date-plum)
Lineage: Eukaryota; Viridiplantae; Streptophyta; Magnoliopsida; Ericales; Ebenaceae
Product: 21 kDa protein-like
Exons: 1
Coding region: 7-603 (198 amino acids)
Biological process (GO): negative regulation of catalytic activity
Molecular function (GO): enzyme inhibitor activity
Source: RefSeq, a predicted model, not a curated record